This is a messenger RNA of Fusarium coffeatum, 1689 nucleotides long. RefSeq lists its product as uncharacterized. The record is from RefSeq and is a predicted model, not a curated record. Lineage: Eukaryota; Fungi; Ascomycota; Sordariomycetes; Hypocreales; Nectriaceae. The transcript has a single exon. Bases 1 to 1689 code for a protein of 562 amino acids.
AUGUCCUUCCCCUGGUGUCUACCCUGGCCUCAGCAGAGCUACUGGGACGAGUUUAACCUCAAUGGGCUCAAGAUCAAAGUCAAAACAUCCUCUUCUUCACUCGAAAAGACAGACACCGCUCUCACUGACGGUCCCUCAAACUCCACUUCACUCGAGCCUUACUUCUGGGGAAAGGGUUUCCGGGCCCGUGGCAUCGGGAGAUUGCUCUCCUCCAAGAAUAAACACCCUGUACACAUCGGAUAUGCUGAAGCGAGAGGUCUCAUCGGUCGUGGAACCGUGGAUGAUCUCCAGCGUCUGUCCCACCUUGCCAGUACCUUUGUGAUUGAAGUCUUCGAGGACAUUGAUGAAUUUUCGGGGGCUUCUUCAUCCGAGGAUUCAGUGCCUAGUUCAAGGGUUACUCAGCUGAAACUCUCACCUGAGCUAGAAGAGUGGAAAACGUCCCAGCAUGCGAUCGGCAACGUUCUUCCUCCCAAGGGCGCUGGUCUGAGUCCGGUGUCGGAUGAGAUCCUUCACAUCCUUGGUGCAGAGCACUGGCCUGAAGCGCUGAAGACCACCAAUGCCCUGUUCGGUUGUGGUAUCGCUAGUCUCCUCAUGGGCGCAGCCGACUCCAACACCAUGUUCUCCAAUUAUGUUACCGACAUGGCAUUCUACUACGAGCACGGUUACAACUACGUCUUCCCCAACCUUGAGCCUUUGUUGGAGAAGGGCCUGAAUGAUCCCCAUGCGCUCAAGACCCCUGGUGGUCAACAGCGUCGCGAUGCUGUCGCUAUCGGUAAGCGAUACAUCCAGGGUAAGAUCGCCCUGGAGAAGAAGCACAAGGACCAUCUCCUGAACCGAUCCGCUCGGCUGGACAGACGGACCGCGCAGAUUGUUUCGUUGUCCGAGAGUAGUCUUCUUGGCAUGGCAGCCGAAGCGACAGCGCGAGGCUUUGAUGCUGGGGCUGUCAUGGCUGAUCUUGUCUUCAGUUCGCCAGGAACCGAUGUCGUGGAUGUUGGCUGCGAUCUUGUCAACUCCGAGGUGAUGAAUUCUUUCCUCAACGUCAGCGACAUUACAGACACUGGAAUCGUCAGUGAGGAUGUUUUGAGAAAGGUUUACGAUGCCUACGCUGUUAUGGGCGCUAGGAUGCUUACGCAGCGAUGGCAUGAACCUGUUGCUAGAAUGUGUGCUGCGCUGUACACUUGGCAUAUCCAGAAUGACCGACACAUGUUUUUCCGACGUGCUCUUCUGGGAUGGCAGAAGGCGAGGAAGACACCUGCUCAACCUCAGAGUGAGGGUGAUUUCGAUGAGGUGUUUGAUAAGACUUUCCACCUGACUGGCUUCAGUCGUCCCCUUGACGCCAAGUACACUUGCAACGGCGAAGAUACAUGUGAUCGUGUACACGACCAUCUUAACCGCCACUCCGACGAACCUCUUCUCAAGGAACUUUGGUGGUAUCUUGUAACAGGUCCCUUGGAGUACGUCCGUGGCGGCCAAGUCUCUGAGAAGACUGAGCUUGAUCUUGCCGAGGGUUCAAGAUUAAGGAUGGCCAAGCUCUUCUCCAAAGGUAAAGUCUUGGAGAUGGUCUGGUUGAUUGCCCAUGCGAACCACCAUGCUUGGCAGGUCAAUUAUCUGUUUGAAGCUGCUAUGUUUGGAAGUAUUCUUGAUGGAGGAAAGCUGAUCGGAAAGCUCGACAGGAAGGAGCAAUUCUAA